Molecule: messenger RNA, 1354 nt
Organism: Culicoides brevitarsis
Lineage: Eukaryota; Metazoa; Arthropoda; Insecta; Diptera; Ceratopogonidae
Product: phospholipase A2 inhibitor-like
Exons: 1
Coding region: 114-1256 (380 amino acids)
Cellular component (GO): plasma membrane
Molecular function (GO): protein binding
Source: RefSeq, a predicted model, not a curated record
AAGACGUUUUUGGGGUCUCUGGAACUUCGUAUAAUUUCCAGUCAACAAUUCAUCCGGCUUAUAUUCGUAAAAUUAGUUUUAUUAAUUCGAGUUUUCCCGAAAUCCCUGCAGGAAUGUUUACUUAUUUUACUAAUUUGAACGAGUUAGACUUCAAAAACACUUCAUUGAAAAAUACGAACGACUACUCAUUCAAUGGUGCCAGACUUAUAAAUACACUUUAUUUGAGCUACAAUCAUCUCACAAAAUUGUGUAAUAUGAUGUUUUACGGCGCUUUUGAAUUAGGGUACAUAGAUUUAAGUCAUAAUCAGUUAAAUGAUGUUGAAGAAUUAGCUUUUUACGGUUUGAAAAUGUUGAAUUCAUUAGAUCUUUCGCAUAACAUGUUAAAGACACUUCCUGAAAAAUGUUUUAAUUCGUUAGAAGGAUUAUAUUCUUUAAGUCUAUCACAUAACUUUUUAGACGACAUUCAAGAUGAAAUGUUUAUUGAUAACCUUUUCUUAACAAAAGUAGAUUUCAGCAACAAUUCUCUUACACAACUUGAUAAGAAAAUAUUUCGGUACAAUAAAAAUAUACGAAUAUUAAAUGUAGCAGAUAACAACUUAGUAGACGUUGAAUUUUUGAAUUUUAUGGACAAUAAUCGCUUAGAAGACUUGACUUUGUCCAAUAAUGUCCUUUCAUCCUUUAAUUUUAAAAUCCUUAGGACGAUGAAAAACUUACGCAAACUUAAUAUAUCUUAUACCGGUCUGGAAGUUCAAGAAAUCGAACUGUUUGGACUGAAAAAUUUAUAUUUACUUGAUUUGUCUGGAAACAAAUUGAAUAACCAACAUAUGAAUACUUCCUUUACCUUAGAAAAUCUUACAAUAAUGUUUUGUAAUUCAUGUGGAUUAACAACUUUGGAUUAUAAAACCGUUUUGAAAAUUUAUCCAAAUUUAAAGUAUAUUGGAAUAGCUGAAAAUGAGUGGCACUGUAGUUAUCUGAAACAAUUAGAACAUAAUUUUAAAAAAUGCGGAAUAGAAAUGGAUGAAACAAACUCAAGUUGCACAAAAUCUUCAAACCACUCAAAAGUUAACGAAAAACAGGAUUCAUGCAUUGACGAAUUAGCACUUGCACGAAUUCAAACAAAAAAACGAAUUGAUAAUAGAUUAUCACAUAUAAAGGAACAGAUGAAAACGGAAAUUACUGAAUAUAUGUUGAAAAAAAAUGCGGAAUUAACUGAUGCUAUUAUAAAAAAUACCGAAAACUUGUUGAACAAUAUUUAAAAAAUUUCAAAAGUAAUAACUAAAAGUUCACAUGUAUGAUAGUAAAAAUCAUAAAUAUUGUAACUUAAAAAUGAUAGUAUCAAAAUAAUUAAUUAAUU